AUGGCGUGGUCAAGAUCAAAGUGGUCACACUUUCACAGUCUCUUCUCAACAGGACCCAUCAAAAAUGUGCUGCAUAAUGUAGGAGAAAAUUUUGACAAAAGUUCAACCUGUGGAGUCCAAAACUUACUUAAUAAUCUGACAAUAGAAUUUGCUUUUUGCUAUUUAAAACUAUCAAAUCUUGAUGCAAAAGUGAAAAAUACGCAGUGUUUUGACGAAAAUAUCUGUCAUUUACGUAACUUAUAUCAUUAUAAAUUAGCAGCUUUAAGAGGGAAACGAGGUAUCGGGGAGUCGAAUAUUGACUCUUCCACUUGUCAUGGGCAAUUUUUACGGCCAGUGAGUGGCCACCUUACAGCUUCCUCUUCACCACACAUACUACUGCCUCAACUAUCAAAAAUUCCAAAAUAUGUUGUCCUUUUAAUUGGCAUUCUGAAAUUAAUUAAUCUUGUUAAGAAUUUGUUUACGAAGCUUUUAAAUGGUGUGAUUAUUUGGCCUAAUAAACCGACUGCUAAAUCGUUCCACUCCAGCCAUAAUUCUUUUAAAAAAUAUGCUGGUUCUUGCUUCGCUUUUCCACCUCAUAUCUCUAGCAAUGAUCCUAAUGCUUGGUAUUUUAACCUUGUUCAGCGCCUCGGAAAACGUGAACCUCAACGCAACAAAGAAACAGCCAAGUUCCUCAUUAGUUUAAGUAAUUACACGUGUUUUUUCUCAUCACAACCACUAAAAUCGGCUCAUAUUUAG
Messenger RNA from Echinococcus granulosus, 735 nucleotides. RefSeq lists its product as hypothetical. The transcript has 7 exons. NCBI's taxonomy places the organism in Eukaryota, Metazoa, Platyhelminthes, Cestoda, Cyclophyllidea, Taeniidae. Bases 1 to 735 code for a protein of 244 amino acids. The record is from RefSeq and is a predicted model, not a curated record.